Molecule: messenger RNA, 801 nt
Organism: Glycine soja
Lineage: Eukaryota; Viridiplantae; Streptophyta; Magnoliopsida; Fabales; Fabaceae
Product: CRIB domain-containing protein RIC7-like
Exons: 4
Coding region: 1-801 (266 amino acids)
Source: RefSeq, a predicted model, not a curated record
AUGUCCAACAACAACAAGGUGAAGGGCCUCCUUAAAGGCCUAAGAUUCAUCUCUCAGAUAUUCGAUACUGAUGAAAAAGACUCGGAAAUUCAGAUUAGCAAUCCCACAGAUGUAAAGCAUGUGGCGCAUUUAGGUUCUGGUUCCUCUGAAAAUGAUCCCAGCUGGAUGAACGAGUUUGAAUCUGUCCCAUGGAAUUCAUCUGCACCCCAAAAUCUUAAUGGAGACAUUCAUAGCAAAAGAUCCGAUAAUUCAGUCCAAAGGACCUCUCACGAUUCAAUGGAAAGAGGUUCAAGGUCAGGGCAUAGUCAAAGUGAAGAGAAGGACUCACGUGAGUUUCCGAAAUCAUCCAAGCGGCAAACGAAAUCAAUGGGAAACAUAAGAGAGUCUCAUGCAAAGGAAAAGUCAGACCGGCCAAGGCCACCUAAAAAGUCAUCCAAACCUAAUUCACACCCAAAUGAUCCAUGCAAUGGGGACACAGAUUCACUCGAACAACAACAACAAGGGAGUGAUUUGUCACCUAAAAAAUCUCGCCCCAAGAUGUCAAAAGAUGGUUCCAAUGUUGGUAGUGGCUCAUCCAAAUCCAGAUCAAAACCCCAUCAUCAUCAUCAUCAUCAUCAUUCUAAGGACUCAAACUCCAAUAUUAAAGAAGUCCAUGCUAGACACAGUUCUAAGUCCAGGACCAAACACGGGUCCUUUGAAGAAGAUGCACAAACUAGGAACAAACACGGGUCCUUUGAAGAGGAAGAAGGACAAUUUCAAAGACGUUCUACUGAAAAUAUACUGAAAAGUUACCCAAAUUAG